Molecule: messenger RNA, 1110 nt
Organism: Medioppia subpectinata
Lineage: Eukaryota; Metazoa; Arthropoda; Arachnida; Sarcoptiformes; Oppiidae
Source: the annotation of a GenBank genome assembly
AUAUCACCAGUUCCUAUAGAAAGCAAACCCAUUUGUCCUAUGGAUGUAUUUGUGCGGUCAAUGGCUUUGCCCACCCGUACUCUCAAUGACUACAGAAUUAAUUGUAAGAAUCAGUUAUUCAAUUGUAGCGUUGAAAUGAAUUCAAUCGCUUCCGGCUCUUGGAUUUACAUCCAAAUAGAGCCAUUCCAUUAUCUGGAAGUGGUUUCAGCGAAACUAAAUCUAACUAUCGAUCAAACGGACAAUUGUUUCUUAAUUCGCAAUGAAGAGGCACUGGAAUCGAUGCCCAAACCGAUGACCGCAUUAACAUAUUCUAGUCGUUUCACUAGUAAUCAAACUAAACCUCUGGAGAAUAGGGAACCACUGGAACCGCCGAAAACGUUGUCUCCAAACUAUAUCAGUCUUACGCGUUAUGACUCGUUAAAUAGUCUUGAGUUUAAGUACAGUCACGUGGACGCCACCUCUCUGUCACCCAAUCAGAGCGUCUCCAUAUUCAUCGACAUCCCAAGCAAUCGGAGCUCAGUUCUUGAGAUUGGAAUCAUUCCUCUAUAUCGGCGGAACUCUUUCCNCAAUCGGAGCUCAGUUCUUGAGAUUGGAAUCAUUCCUCUGUCAGAUAUCGGCGGAACUCUUUCCAUUGAUUUCGCUAUCAAUCCGCUCACGAAUACCACACAACAGAACUAUACGGUCAACCUUUGUCUGCAACACAUGAGAGUGGGCUUUGCUUCGGACUGUUUCUAUGAAAUCGAUGUCAACACUACUGACAAACAAUUCCACGAAAAGCGAGGAUUAGAAACAGUUUUAAUCCCAUUCCCCAGACCUGGCAAUUGGUUUAUAACUCUUACGCCGCGAUGUUAUUACUCAGAUGAAGACUCCGACACAAUUAUGGAGUGUCUCGAGAACAAGACAUCCGUUUUAUUGGAUAUAAUAUCGUCGCCGUGUUUGCACUCCAAGUGCGGCCCUCACGGCAAAUGUCAACAAUAUUUUAGUGGAGGAGUUCUCUUCAGCUCUUGUGUUUGUAGAGGAGGAUGGAAGGGAUGGUUCUGUAACGAUGGGUCACAAGCGAUACCUGAAGAUCAACUUUUGCUCAACUUUUUAUUACUUACAUUAAGUAAU